UCGCCCAGUACAGUUUCACCGCACCGUUCCCUGCGCAGGCAUUCCCGACAUUCUCCGCGCUCCCUGCUCUGCACCUGUCGGACAGGUGUGGCGGGUUGACUGAGCCGAGCUGCGGAGACACACAGCGCGCGCGGAGCCGUUCGUGGUCACCUAUGGGUGAGUGUCUGCGCAGAGCGUGCCCCUGCCUGCAGUCACUGUGGGAGAGGAUCCUCACGGGCAAGAAGGCUCCUCAGCCAGCGGGAGCAGGAGGUGAAGAAGAGGAUGGAGGAGGACGGAGAGGGACCUGCAGCGACGGGGAGCAGCCCCAGGCCCCGACGCCGCCCCCGAAGCCCCCGAAGGAGACCGCCUCCGAGGGUAGCUGCAUCUACACGGCCAUGUGGCCCUUCGAGUCCCGGCACCAGGAGGAGCUGUCCUUCCAGGAGGGAGACCUGUUCAGGGUGGUCAGCCGCAGCGGAGACUGGUGGACUGCGCGGAAGAUCGACCGCAACGGGCACGUCGUGGCGCAGGGCAUCGUCCCCAACAACUACCUGGCGAGGGCAGAGUCCAUCAACGUGCAGCCAUGGUUUUAUGGGAAGCUGAGCCGCUUCGAGGCCCAAAAUCACCUGAUGGCCCCAGGAAACGAAGAGGGAGCCUUCCUCGUCCGGCAGAGCGAGAAAGACGACAUCGGAUACGUCCUGUCAGUGCGAUCCGGCAGCCGCGUGAAGCACUUCAAGAUCCACCAAGGAGAUGAUGGUUUCCACAUCGAGCCCAAGCAUCAUUUCAGCUCGCUGAUCGACGUGGUCGACUUUUACUGCGCCAACAGCCUCAACACCACCGGCCAGCUGGGCAAGCCCUGCAAGAAGAAAAGGCCAGAAACCCAGGAUUUGAACCACUUCACGGUGGACGAGUGGGAGCUCCCGAAGGAGGAGUUCACGCUGGAGGAGGAGCUGGGCAGCGGCUUCUUUGCUGAUGUUUACCGCGGCCGCUGGAAAAACCACAUCAGCGUCGCCAUCAAGAUCCUGAAAAGCGACUCGGAGCUGAACCACAAAGAGUUUCACGGGGAAGUUCAGAUCCUAAAGCGCCUGCGCCACCGUCACCUCAUCUCGCUGUUCGCCGUGUGCACGGCGACCAUGCCGUACUACAUCAUCACCGAGCUGAUGGAGAAGGGCAGCCUGCUCAAGUUCCUCAGAAGUCCAGAGGGCCAAAUACAAGACGUCGCAUCCCUCGUUGACAUGGGAGGCCAGGUGGCUGAUGGGAUGUCAUAUCUGGAGGAGAUGAACAGCAUCCACAGAGAUCUGGCGGCUCGAAACGUCCUGGUGGGACAUGACUACAUCUGCAAGGUGGCCGACUUCGGCCUGGCCAGAGUCAUCAAGGAGCCGUUUUACAUCUCAGAAGACAAAAAGAUUCCCUACAAGUGGAGCGCUCCCGAGGCCAUCAGCCACGGGAAGUUCUCCAUCAAGUCCGACGUCUGGUCUUUUGGCAUUCUGCUCUACGAGAUCAUCACCCGUGGAGGAGUUCCUUACCCAGCUUACAGUAACCAGGAAGUGUACCAGCAGGUAACCCUGGGAUACAGGAUGCCCAAACCGCCCAACUGCCCAGACUUUCUCUAUGAAAUCAUGAAGCGGUGCUGGAGCACCGAGCCGGCCGACCGGCCCGACUUCAGGGUACUGAGGGUCAAACUGGAGUGCAGCUCGUAUGAGUUAGAGACGGCACAACCCUGAACUGCUGCAGUACAGAUGGAGCGCCACAGGGGGGCAGCAGAGAGGCAGCAGAGAGGCAGACACAGAGCAGCGACUGCAGAGCUCUUCAGUGAGGACGCGCUUCAAAGAGCAGAACCACCGAGAGUCCCCAAAGACUGCAGCUGACUCACACCACCACCACCACCAUCUUCACCAACAUCACCAUCAUCAUCACCAACA
Messenger RNA from Maylandia zebra (zebra mbuna), 1898 nucleotides. RefSeq names its product PTK6 protein tyrosine kinase 6b (gene ptk6b). The record is from RefSeq and is a predicted model, not a curated record. Gene Ontology annotation, biological process: protein phosphorylation. Gene Ontology annotation, molecular function: protein binding; protein tyrosine kinase activity; ATP binding. Lineage: Eukaryota; Metazoa; Chordata; Actinopteri; Cichliformes; Cichlidae.